Protopterus annectens (West African lungfish) is the source of this 2287-nucleotide messenger RNA. Its product is annotated as epidermal growth factor receptor-like. The coding region runs from base 206 to 2197 and encodes 663 amino acids. The transcript has a single exon. The record is from RefSeq and is a predicted model, not a curated record. Lineage: Eukaryota; Metazoa; Chordata; Ceratodontiformes; Protopteridae.
ACGUUGACUGGGAGGAGCGUUGCUGUCCUGCAUCUACUCUCUUUAGUACUGCCGAGCCCUGACCAGCUCGGAACUGUGGAAAAACUGUAGGAUUACUAAACUUUCUACAAAGCUGUUUUCAUGGUUUUUCAGUUGAGUUAGAACAGAUUUACUAAACCUUAAGAAACAUUUGUGAAGUCAUCGGGAAGCUCCCUUCCAAUGUGGAAUGAGGCAGCAGCGUGAGACCGUUAAAGUGAAACAAGACCCCAAAGUAAAGCCGUGUACAAACGGAGGAAUAAUGACCCAUCCCUGUGCUGCUGUCGUACUCCUGGCGAUUGUGUCCGCUGUCAGUGCCCAGGAGAAGGAAGUCUGUCACGGCACUUCCAACAAACUGAGCCUACUGGGAUCACCAAAGGAACAUUACGGUGCGAUCAAACGAAUUUUUAUGAACUGCAAGGUGAUACUGGGCAACCUGGAACUAACACACUUGGAAGAAGGAGUGAAUUUAUCAUUUCUCGAGACCAUUGAAGAGGUAUCUGGCUAUGUCCUGAUUGCACUUAACACUGUAGAGGUAAUACCUCUUAACAAUCUUAAGAUCAUCAGAGGAGCAAAGCUUUAUGACAAAUAUGCCUUGGUAGUCAUACUUAACUAUGAAAUACAAGGUGAACGUGGUAAAACGCAUGGUCUCCAAGAACUGCGUCUCAACAGUCUAGCAGAAAUCCUCAACGGGGGUGUAAGUUUUGUCAACAACCCAGUGCUUUGUUACUUAAACACAAUCCAGUGGCAUGACAUUGUGGAUUUGACUGCAGAAAAAAGCAAGAGGCCAGAGAUGAAUCUAAACUUUUCAACAAAUGUAGCCAGUUGUCCAGCAUGUGACUCAAGCUGCUAUAAUAACUCAUGUUGGGGUCCUGGCCCAGAGAACUGUCAGAAAUUGACAAAACUGAUCUGUGCUCAGCAGUGUCCUGGCCGCUGCAGGGGACGGGAGCUCAACGACUGCUGCCACGUUCAGUGUGCUGCUGGAUGUCGAGGACCACGAGAUCACGAUUGCCUGUCAUGUCGUAUGUUUAAGGAUGAAGAUACCUGCAAGGAAUCAUGCCCUCCCUUGAUGAUUUAUAAUUAUCAAACCUUUCAGCUGGAUGACAACCCGGGAGGAAAAUAUAGUUUUGGAGCUACCUGUGUAAAGGCAUGUCCAUAUAACUACGUUGAUCACAAUGGCUCAUGUGUUCGAACCCGUGGUCCAGAACAAAAUGAAGUACAUGAGAACAAUAUCAGAAAAUGCAAAAAAUGUAAUGGGCCAUGCCCAAAAGACUGCAAUGGAAUUGGAAUGGGUAGUUUGCUAGGAGUUCUAUCUAUAAACGCAUCAAACAUUGACACAUUUGAAAACUGUACUAAAGUCAAUGGAGAUAUCAUCAUUUUGCAGACUACAUUUACUGGUGACAUGCACACAAAUACCCUGCCUCUGCAACUUCAUAAAUUGAAUGUUUUUAAAGUACUGAAGGAAAUAACAGGAUUUCUGAUGAUUGUGUAUUGGCCUGCUAAUUUCACUGAUCUCAGUAUUUUUGAAAAUUUAGAAAUAAUACGAGGUCGGACCCAGCAUUUGUGCUAUUCUCUUGCCAUUUCAAACGUGAACAUUUCAUCUCUGGGAUUACGUUCGCUGAGGGAAAUUAGUGAUGGUGAUGUUUCAAUCUCAAGGAAUAAAAAUCUUUGUUAUGCCGAUACACUACCAUGGAAUAAAAUUGUAAAGCAUUCAAGGCAGAAUAUGAAGCUUAUGAACAAUAGUACCCCUCAGUUGUGCAAUCGGAACAACCAAGUUUGUCACCCUCAGUGUUCUGACGGAUGCUGGGGUCCAGGUUCUAGUCAGUGCCUCUCCUGCCUAAAUGUAACGCGAGGCAAGGAAUGUGUGGAGCAGUGUAAUAUCCUUCAUGGGGAACCAAGAGAGUUUGAAAAGGAUGGUAGAUGCCUUCCAUGUGAUCCUGAGUGCUUACCUCAAAAUGGAACCAAGACCUGCAAUGGACCUGAUUCUGGCAACUGCACUAAAUGUGCUCAUUAUAAAGAUGGCCCUCAUUGUGUGAGUUCUUGUCCAGCAGGCAUUAUGGGAGAGAACAACAUUCAGAUAUGGAAGCAUGCUGAUGAGCACAAUGUCUGCCACCUGUGCCAUCCCAACUGCACUCAGGGAUGUACAGGGCCAGGGCUCGAAUCCUGUGAACAUACCGGGUAAUACAUUUGUCUCAAUAGUUCGUGUUUGUUCUUUUUACAUUUAUUCUGCAUUAAUCAGUCAUCAUUUCAACAGCAUGAAGAACUUGACAAA